This is a messenger RNA of Sinocyclocheilus grahami, 2525 nucleotides long. Its product is annotated as calmodulin-binding transcription activator 1-like. The transcript is spliced from 13 exons. The record is from RefSeq and is a predicted model, not a curated record. Gene Ontology annotation, biological process: regulation of transcription by RNA polymerase II. NCBI's taxonomy places the organism in Eukaryota, Metazoa, Chordata, Actinopteri, Cypriniformes, Cyprinidae. Gene Ontology annotation, cellular component: nucleus. Gene Ontology annotation, molecular function: double-stranded DNA binding; protein binding; transcription coregulator activity. Bases 10 to 2046 code for a protein of 678 amino acids.
CAGUUCAGAAUGUCCAUCCUGGAACGCCUAGAGCAGAUGGAGCGAAGGAUGGCAGAGAUGGCCGGUCAGCAGCAGCAACAGCAACUGAGCAGUGGAGGACCAUCUGAGAGUGGAGGAACCGGAACAGGAGGAGAAGGAGGAAGAAGCAAUUCUGAACAGUUCUCACCAGGUCAGGGUCAGAGCCAGGGUCAAGGUCCAGCUGGCAACUCCUUUGAGAGCCGUGUGGUGGUAGUUUGUGAAAAGAUGAUGAACCGCGCAUGCUGGGCCAAGUCCAAGCACCUGAUCCACUCCAAGACGUUCAGGGGCAUGACUCUUCUUCAUCUGGCAGCCGCCCAAGGCUACACCACACUUAUCCAAACACUUAUCAAGUGGCGCACUAAGCACGCAGACAGUAUUGACCUGGAACUUGAGGUCGAUCCUCUAAACGUGGAUCAUUUCUCUUGCACACCACUGAUGUGGGCUUGCGCUUUGGGUCAUAUGGAAGCAGCAGUGGUUCUGUAUAAAUGGGAUCGGCGAGCUUUGGCCAUCCCAGAUUCUUUGGGUCGCUUACCGCUGGCUAUUGCCCGGUCCCGUGGCCAUACCAAGCUGGCAGAGUGUCUGGAAAGCCUUCAAAGGGAGGAGCAGCAGUCAGGAGCACUGAAUACAACUCCCAGCAUGCCUUUCUCACCAUCUACUGAGGCCUCAGCCGCAGAGGGGUGGAUGAAUGUUUGGGGUUCAGAGACAUCUUCAGUUGGGCUGAAAGGAAGCAAUAUCACUAGUUCUGCUUCCAGUUCCAGCUCAGACUUGAGGAGACCCAGGUCGGAACCAUCUAGUUUCUAUAGCAGCGUUAGUCACGGGGAUGCCCCGUUGAGCAAGAAACACAAACCCAACCCUGAGACCCUUCAAACUCUGCCCAGCAAACCCUGCUCUGCACCUCUCGGACUAGAAGAACAGGCCCACAAGCCUAAAACGUGCCCUUCUAAACCAAGGGAAGGUACUGCGGAGAAAGAGCAAGGAGAUGGUGAGCAGUCUCAGACUAAGCUGGGCUCAACUUGUGGAGGUGGGUGCUGGGGUUCCAGACAGGCUGCAGGACGCAGAGUGCCAACUGUAGGACUUGGCAAGGAAAGGCUCACGAACAGACUGAGAUUAAGAGAGAUUGCUAGUGCGGGAACAAUCUCUGAUCUGCGGACAACCCAAGAGAAUCUGGAGAACACAGGAGACCUGCAGAACAUGAACAUGAUGACUUUAGCAGAGGAAGUCAUUGAGGCGACAUCUGAUCGCAUCAAGAGGGAAAACUUUGUUGCAUCAGAAACUACACUGGAUGGUGUUGGAGUCAGCAGCACCAUGUCCAUGAGCUGGUUGGCCAGUUACCUUGGAGAUGCAGAGAGGUUCCUGUUUAACAAGCCCCUAACUUCCUCUCCUGGCCUGGGCCCAGUCCACGGUGGAGGACAGCCAGAACUCGAUGGUCCUCUUGGGAAGCUUGGCCUCCAGACCCCUGCUGAAUGGACUGCGCUCCUCAAUGCCUCCCACAACAAGGAGGAGCGCGACCUGACCCAGCUGGCCCUGUCUGAUCCCGAACAGAGAGAACUUUAUGAGGCAGCUCGGCAGGUCCAGAACACCUUCCGCAAAUACAAGGGUCGUCCGCUUCGAGAGCAGCAGGAACUGGCAGCUGCUGUCAUUCAGCGCUGUUAUAAGAGGUACAAACAGCUGACAUGGAUAGCCUUGAAGUAUGCACUUUAUAAGAAGAUGACGCUGGCCGCCAUCCUUAUCCAGAGUAAAUUCCGCAGCUACCACGAACAGAAGAAGUUCCAGCAGAGUCGCAGGGCAGCCAUGCUGAUCCAGCAAUAUUACCGCAGCUACAAAGAGCUUGGCCGGCCGAACCCACGCAGCCGAGCCACUGCAGCUGCACUGGUGCAGCAAAAACUCAGAAGCAGUUUACUGACCAAGAGACAAGACCAGGCUGCCAGAAAAAUAAUGAGGUUUCUGCUGCGGUGCCGUCACAGCCCCUUGAUGGACCAUAGACUAUUCAAACGGGGCGAAAGAAUUGAGAAAGGCCAAGGAACAUGAGAGCGCAGCAAAGAGCCCCGUCGCAAUGUAACAUCUGUGAGCGGACUCUUUCUCUUCAUUGCGUUUUUAUGAGAGACAAACAAUUUACGAAAAAAGCAAAAAUUAUUCAGGAAGGGGGAGACGGAAGAUCAUCGGAUAUGCGACGGUUGAACUCUAGCAGCGUUGUGACUGAUUCUGCUCCUGCAUUGUGUAUUUUCUUGCUACCGGGGAACUGAAAUCAAGACUAUUGGGGAAAUAUGACAUUAUCUUCAUGGCAUUUUUGCACUCUUCAUAGGUUUUUUUUCUUUAGAUUACAAAAAAAAACAAAACAAAGGAAGACCAAGGAGCAAAGACUUUUUAUUCCAACGACGCUUGUAAAAUAUCACGCGACAUGAACAGAUCAACGUCAGAAAAACGUCAUGCUGGAAGCCGCUUCAGAUUACAUUUUUAUAUUUUGAAAGGAAAAAAGACAACAAUCAACAAGUUUGGGGGGGGGGGGG